CGCCGGAAGUGAAUGGAAACAACAGAUGCCAUCAAUUAGAUUGCACAUUUGGCAUUGUUUGCUAGUAACAGUAGUAACUUUCCCGCCACAUUUAUUUAAAGAUUUAAGAAUUUGUCAUUUUAAGAUUUCCUUUCGUUAUGAAAAAAACAUUGAUUUUUCCUGUGCCCGCACUAGCAGCGCCAUUUAAGAAUGAUCUUAGAAGCUUUAUUUUGAGAUUACCUCCCGAUUAUUUCCGUAGUUUGCCGUUUCGUUUUUUGGGGUACGGUUUCGCCGUCGGGCACGCUCUCAAUUACCAAAACUGGUGCAAAGAAUCAGAACCUUUCUACAUCAUGGGCUGGACUUACUUCAUAGGGCACUCACUGUAUAAAUUCUAUCAAGUUAUGGGGCCCUUCUUGGAAGAUGAACUUGGAGUUGUGCCUAGACCAGAAUCUCGUUACUGCAACGUUGUGCUCUACGAUACCCUCAUAUGGGACUUAUUGGCCUCAUUUCUAGCACCUACAGCCAUCGCUUACUGGCUUUGCUGGGCGACAGACUGUAUCUUAAAUGUCUUCAUGGAAGAAGACAGAGACUCAAUGAUCCGCAAGUGGCUUCCUUUGCUGGUCAGCCUUGUGACCCUGCCUCUACUGUCUCAUCAAAUUGACAGCACCGUUGACCUCUUCAUGACUUCGAUAAUUCGGCCACUCUAUGAAAACUAUGAGAACAUAGUCUACUCCAUGGUCCACGGGUCACACUGACCGAAGUUUGACUCACUGGGUUUCCCAUCUUGCGCCAAGCGUUACCAAAAACAGGAAGGUGAAUUAACUCGAACUGGACUUCAAAGCUAGAGACAUUGUUCUAAGCAGCCGCUGCUAAUCUGUAGACUUGAGUGUGGAAAAUUAAAAUAAAUAUUUCUUAAACUAU
Biomphalaria glabrata is the source of this 900-nucleotide messenger RNA. Its product is annotated as mitochondrial fission process protein 1-like. The transcript has 4 exons. Gene Ontology annotation, biological process: mitochondrial fission. Gene Ontology annotation, cellular component: mitochondrion. Lineage: Eukaryota; Metazoa; Mollusca; Gastropoda; Planorbidae. The record is from RefSeq and is a predicted model, not a curated record. The coding region runs from base 138 to 734 and encodes 198 amino acids.